Molecule: messenger RNA, 475 nt
Organism: Perkinsus marinus ATCC 50983
Lineage: Eukaryota; Perkinsozoa; Perkinsida; Perkinsidae
Exons: 4
Coding region: 32-466 (144 amino acids)
Source: RefSeq, a predicted model, not a curated record
AGUCGUCCUUAUUGCGUGUUUCUCUAUAUCCAUGACUGACGAGUUCCGCAACGCCCAGAGCGAGCUGAACGCCAAAGUCGAGAAGAUGUCCGAUCUCAUCCAAAUCCGCCUUCUCAAGGUCGGUCGUAAAGUAGCCGCUCAAACACUCAAAUGUUUCGAUACCAAUGGUGAUGACUAUAAGGCUGUUGAACGAUGCCAGCAGGACGCGGCUCAGCCUGCGAUGAAGCUCCAACAGGAGCUUCAACAUGAUUCACAAGCGGUCAGCAACAUGAUACAGUCCUGCGUCAACGCGUGCAUGCCAGCUAGCGGCAGCAAUUCUGAGCUGAUGGCGAAUCCAGAGACGCGCAAGGCAGUCGAGGCCGAGUUUGACCGUUGUGCCGCUAAGUGUGUCCGAGACGCAAUGCCGAAGUUCGACCAGCUUGAAAAGACUAGUCUAGCGAGCAUUGAUCGCGUGGCUAAGGAGUAAGACCUAUCG